AUGGCGACUCCGGGUAGGAAUACUGUCAAAGUUUUCGUGUAUAUAGGAGGCCAUAUUGUUCAUGAGGGAUUGUCAGUGAAUUAUGAUCAACCUCAUCAUACAGUCGUACGAGUGAAACGCGAUAUAUCUUUCUCUGACUUUUUGGCGAAAAUAUACUCACGUUGCCGAAUAGAUAGAAAUGAAUUUGUGUUAUCGGUGUCGGGCAAAAUAUCACGAUGGUAUCAAAAUCAGUGGAGCGAGAUAGUUUCUGAGAUAACAAGUGAUGAUGAUUUAGAAAUCUAUUUGCACCCGGAUGAAGGAAACGAUUCCAUAGAUGUUUAUGUUGAGUCUCAACCUUUAUACAAUCCUUUGAUACCUUCACAAUUCACUACAUCAGAGCCUCUCUACUCCCCUUCGAGACCUUCACAAUUCAGUACAUCAGAACCUCUCUAUUCCCCUUCGAGACCUUCACAAUUCACUACAUCAGAACCUCUCUACUCCCCUUCGAGACCUUCACAACAUUUUGAUUUGAAUGAUGCGUACAAUUCAUUUAUGCAAACAAGUCCUGAGUUAGUUGCGGUUACACAAGGGUUUUCCAAUAUGGGCUUUGAAGCGGGGCCAUCGAGGCAUUCUUAUCAAAAUCUUGGGGUACAUAUUGGGGAAUCAAGUGGCAUGAGAAAUGCUCAUGAAAAUUUUGAUCUUCCGAAUGAAACUCGUCAUUGUGAUAAUAAUGAUGACGAUGAUCCUUUCGGAGAUGCACAUGGGCCAAAUGUUCGAAGCGACUCUGAACCGUCCGACCAUGGAGACGAUGAUGAUAGUGGUGAAGAGAACAACGAUGAGAAUAUCGAAGCCGUUGAUGACGUUGUACAAACAAUAUCGCAGGCAGAAAUUCCAUCAACUUCUCAUGUUCAUGUCAGCAAUCCAUCAUUUGCAGAACCUCCUACUCAGUUUUAUGAUCCACCUUCGUACUACUCUCUGUCAUUUCCUGAAAUCCCAGCCGAUUCCAUUGAUGUUCCGUCGGGUAUGUGGUCAAAAUUUUAUGAUAGCAGCAAAGGUACUCUCGAAAAGGGGAUGAUUUUCGAUAGUAAAGCAAGGGUCAUUUCAGCCGUUAGAGACCACUCCAUUCGAUUUGCCAGAAGAGAGUUUAAAGUUAUCGAAAGUACAAAAAGAACUUGGAAGGUUAUCUGCAAACACGACACUGAAGCACGACCUUGCAGAUGGAGGCUAAGAGCAUCAAGAAUUGGGGAUAGAGGACAAUUUAGGAUUGGGAUCUACGAUGGCGAUCAUAGUUGCGGUAUGCAAGGGAUGACAAACAAUCAUGGCAACUUGAACAUCAAUUAUUGCGCCGCAAUUCUAUUGAAAAGUGUUCGUGAAAAUCCAGUUUGUGAAAUUUCAAAGGCAAGAGAGAUUGUGACCGCGCAAAUAGGAUAUGAGAUAUCCUACAUGAAGGCAUGUACAUAUAGUUGGGGUAGUUGUACUCUAGCAGUCCUCUACCACGAGUUGUGCAAAGCAUCGAAGAUAUCUGCAAAAGAAAUCAGUGGUCCUGUUCAAUUAUUACAGAUAUGGGCAUGGAUGCGGAUUCCUCCAUCAAGGCCCAUACCUACUCUGGCGAAAUGGGGCACAACACUUGAGUAUGCAGGAUAUGAGUUUCCCGUACCACCUUACGGUGCACGGUGGACCAACCAUGUCAGCUUCAUUGAGACUGGUGCACAUGUUCUUCGUAUAUUUAGGAUGAUGUUGGAUCAGAUGCUCCCAGAUCAGUUUAUAUGGACGCCAUAUGAUCUGGAUGAUCCGGAGUAUCAGUCUGUAGGUGGUGAUUCAACGAUCACAUGUAAUGGUAUAUGGGUAUCGAGAGUCCCCCUGAUAUGCUACGCAAUUGUGGAGAUGCAUCGACCAGACAGAGUAGUACGUCAGUUCGGGAUGGUACAACCCAUACCUGAACCUCCUGAAAAUACUGAGACGGAUUUCCGGAUGCACGUCAAUGCUAACCGUACAGGUGCUACCAACCGAGACUGGAGGCUUACACAUGUUUCGCAUGUUACCGCUUGGGAUAAUAGACUCGAUUAUAUUGUUGAUUAUCCAUAUGCCAGUGACAGUCAGACUACAGAAGAUGGUUAUUUUGAGUGGAUUUCAGGUUGGAGGUCAGAUUUCAAUGGAUACAGUGUGAAGAAAACCGAGGAAGUGGUGAGCAUAAUGCUGGCAAAGGGGUUCGUAUUGGGAAAAGAUGCCCUCAACAGGGCCAAGUCGUUCGACGACAAGCACCACCUGUCGUCGAACGCCUCCGCCACCAUGGCUUCCAUCGACCACAUGAUAGGGCUGAGUGAGAAGCUCAGCAUGGGGACCGCCUUGGUCAACGAUAACGUCAAGGAAAUGGAUGAGCUCCUCCAGGUGUCGGAAAUCCCCAAAUCGGGGUUAGCCGCCGCCGAGCAGAAGAUUCGGCCGGCGAUAAAGGCCCCCGCGCCAGUUCGAAGGACGGGUAAACUCGAAGCGAGAGCAAGGGCACGUGGCGUAGGGAUGUCUCUCAUCCGGUUCAACUCCGAUGACCGCGAGCAUGGGAUAUGUCUUUAA
This is a messenger RNA of Erythranthe guttata (spotted monkey flower), 2547 nucleotides long. The record is from RefSeq and is a predicted model, not a curated record. Lineage: Eukaryota; Viridiplantae; Streptophyta; Magnoliopsida; Lamiales; Phrymaceae.